Molecule: messenger RNA, 2136 nt
Organism: Contarinia nasturtii (swede midge)
Lineage: Eukaryota; Metazoa; Arthropoda; Insecta; Diptera; Cecidomyiidae
Gene: nerfin-1
Product: asparagine-rich zinc finger protein AZF1
Exons: 1
Coding region: 369-1754 (461 amino acids)
Biological process (GO): regulation of cell cycle process; negative regulation of transcription by RNA polymerase II; neuron differentiation
Cellular component (GO): transcription repressor complex; nucleus
Molecular function (GO): DNA-binding transcription repressor activity, RNA polymerase II-specific; RNA polymerase II cis-regulatory region sequence-specific DNA binding
Source: RefSeq, a predicted model, not a curated record
UUCACAUACGCACAUUAGAACAAACACAAUAUUUCUAUAUCAUUUCGAUUGAAAUUUAAUUUUGCUUGAGUUUUGCCGUUCAUUAUUAUUUUUAUUCAAAUCAAAAGCGAAAGCAGACACAUUUGCUCGGUUUCUCAUUGUGCUAGUAAAUAAUUAAAUAAAAUGUGUGCAAAGUGAGUUUUUAUUUAAAAGUUAAAAUUCAAAUUAGCGACAGUCAACAAAUCUAUAAAUCGAAAGUUUGAAUCAAAGAGACAAUAAUAAGAGACAACGCCAGAUCAAGAGGGAUAACCCAUAAAGAGAGACAUAUAUAGAUUGGAGCACAUUGCAAGUGAAGGUGAUAAAUUGGAGAAAUAUUUCAUGUCAUUUCAAUGGCCACAUCAAAAUCAUAUCGUUCGAUGCCUUCAAGCAAUAUCAGUAAGUUUAGCAAUGACAAUUCGGGUCUGUUGACGACGGUAGCCGAUUUGCCAUACAAUUUUAAAUUGCAAUAUGUAAGCGUUGAAACGCCACUGGAUUUAUCACUAAAAAGUGUGCUCGGCCAAAUAACGCCACCACAUUCGCCGCAACGAUCGCCAUUAAAAAAGCGACCGUAUCCUCAUGUUAUCGAAACGAAUAUUGUUAAAACGGAAGACGAUGCAAGUAAAAAGACAACUAAGAUUAAGAAUGAUACCGACAGUGACGUUGAGCCGCCGCCAGCAAAACUUGUCAAAAAAGAAGUCACACCAAAUGGAAAACAAAUCAAAGUGACUUCGAUGCCAAAAACCCAAAAGUCGGUGUCAGUCAAUAAAACGGCACCAGUUGCAACAACCGUUAAAGAGCACAAACGUGUUAAAGCCGUACGAAAAUUGAAGUUUGAUGAGAAAAAAUCGUCGCCCGUAUCGGGUACCAUAAUCCGUGCGCUUGAUGAAAUCGAUGGCAAUAUUCCACAAGAAUCGGGUGACAUUGAUCCACAGUACAAUAUUGUUGAAGUGACCGAAGAGGCAAAAGCCGAAAUAGCCGCUAUACCAAAUGUGAUUGGCGCUUAUUUGUGUAAAUUGUGUCAAAUCGAGUUUGACGAUGCAUUCUGUUUGGCAAGACAUCGUUGUUCGUGCAUUGUAUUGUUGGAGUAUCGUUGUCCAGAGUGUGGUAAACGUUUCAAUUGUCCAGCCAAUUUGGCAUCGCAUCGCAGAUGGCAUAAGCCGAAAGAAGAGGUAAUGAAAAAAUCCAGUGAUUCAAAUGGGUCAGGUGAUGCUGGUGACGAGAAUGCCAUACAGUAUCCAUGUAAUUUGUGCGGAAAGUUUUUCAAGCGUCAAGCCUAUUUGCGAAAGCAUUUAGUGACGCACAAUAAACCAAACAGUAAAACAAAUAAACGAACCGUUUUGUCGGCCAGUGAUUCAAAUGAUGAUGGUAAAAGCACCGACGCCAAUUCUCAAAACGGCAAUGCCAUUGCUACGAAAAAUUCACGAACAAACAAUCACGCAACAAACAAAAGUGGACGGAGCAAGAGUGUUUGCAGUGAUGACUCAGUUUCAUCGUCACAGGAUUCGAUUGCAUCGAGCGUACGCUUCACAUUUAAUGUUAACUCAUCGAAUGAUGUGAAUAAUGAUAACAAAAUCAGAGACUAUGACGAAGUUCAACCAUCAAGUUCACCAACACAUUUUCGUUUGUUCAAAAGUGAAAUUUUCACGGAAGAGGAAAAUAUUGCUGCUGCUGCCUUAGCUCACCUGAGACACGCCAAAGAUUCCGUCAUACGACACACCACCGCUUUGUCAACGUAAAAACAAAGCGACACACCAAAGUCUGAUUCAUCUGCGGUGCGGUCGGGUGAUCUCGUUCCAUUCCACUGCCGUCACCACCACUCCACUCAAGACAUCCACAUCUAGUUUCACCGUGUAACAACUCAAUUAUGUGUACAUAUACGAAAUAUACUAAUUUAUUGAUUCGAUUUAGGAUUUCAUGACAAAUACUUUAAGUACAAAUAGCAACAAGGAAUUAUCAAGCGAUUUUGAUUUCUUCGUCGACAACCAGACUUGACGUUGAUUUCUUGGAAUCGCCUCAAUAACGUUAGUAAAUGUCAAUUACAUUUAAGCUUCUCUCUUCCCAUUCCAAUGGACAAAUUCGUAUUUAUUUAUUUAUUUUUGUGGAUUUAUUUAUUUUAUA